AUGCCUGCCACUGCAACAACGGGCGAGGUGGCGCAACGUCUCAAAAAAUUUCUUGCAGAUGCUCCACUCUCUACCCAAGAAGUGGUGUGCCGCCACGCCCAUUUGGAUGCCGAUGGAGUGCGCGUGAUGCCUGAUGUCUCAACUACUACUGCUACUGCUACUGCUACUCAUACCACUAGUACUGGUACCAUGACUGGUGGUAAUGGUAAUGGUGAGGGUGGUAGCGAUGAAGUUUCCUUUGAAGUGGAAGGCUCCGUCAUGUCGUGGCCCAUGUGUGCACAUAAGGGAAUUGCAGCGCAGCCAAUAUUCAGCAACAUCAGCAGUGGGAUGGAGGGGACAGAGAUAGCCGUCGAUGAAAGCGCUCUGUGUUUUCUCAUUGAUACACUGACAUCUGCGCAUCUGACUGUAGUUACAGGUCGGUUUCAACAUGUUUCGGUAUCUUUAAACAUUGAGUUUGUGCAGCCGCUUCGUUCGCAGCGUCCGUUCACUCUGAUGAGUCGCCUUCUGCGUAUGGGGCGGCGACUCUGCUUUCUGAGUGCCGAGGUGUGGCAGAUGCAGAAUGGGAGGGCGAUGCUGUGCUCCAGGGCAGACCACACUAAGGCGUUCUACACCAAACCACCGCAGUGUGACCGCCAGUUACCGUCACCCAAGCUGUAG
This is a messenger RNA of Trypanosoma grayi, 657 nucleotides long. RefSeq lists its product as hypothetical. Gene Ontology annotation, molecular function: fatty acyl-CoA hydrolase activity. The transcript has a single exon. The record is from RefSeq and is a predicted model, not a curated record. Lineage: Eukaryota; Euglenozoa; Kinetoplastea; Trypanosomatida; Trypanosomatidae. Bases 1 to 657 code for a protein of 218 amino acids.